Molecule: messenger RNA, 600 nt
Organism: Tetrahymena thermophila SB210
Lineage: Eukaryota; Ciliophora; Oligohymenophorea; Hymenostomatida; Tetrahymenidae
Exons: 1
Source: RefSeq, a predicted model, not a curated record
CUAUUUUUUCUAUGUCAAUAGAUAUUAUUCAUUCAGAGAGUUAUUAUUAUCAUCAUUAUUUUUUACAAACCAAACAGAAAUUUAGUUAAAAACAAUAAUUAAAUUAAAAAGUAAAUAAUCUAUAGAAAACUAUUAAAAAUGAAUUAAAAUUCAAGAGAUAAGUAUUUAUCUUUUAUGAAAUCUUCUGCUGAAGAUUAGUACUAAAAGGAACAACAAUAAUUAAAAAUAAAAUAACAGUAAAAAUAAAAAAUUAUAAACCAUAGAAAUGUAGUAAUUUUUGGUACAGACGAUUAGAAAAAAUAGGUUGAGAAGAACCUAAAGAAUUAGAUUUAGCUAUAGUGUGAAAUCAAAAGACAAAUUGAAUCAAAAGAUAAAGAGGAAUAGCGUAAAAAUACAGGAAUCGAUAGCAUUACAAAUAUGCAAAGAGAAAAUUAUAUAGAUAACCAGUAUAGAAAUCAGAUGUUGAAAUAAAUUCAGAGAGAAAAUAAGAUUCUCGCUUAGGAAAAGCAAAUUAAACAAUAAAAUGAAAAAAGAGAAAAUUAGAUGUACAAUUAAGAUAGAUUUUUAGAUUACUCAAAAAGAAAUUAAUAUUUCUUUUGA